Messenger RNA from Neoarius graeffei (lesser salmon catfish), 5294 nucleotides. RefSeq names its product sialoadhesin-like. Gene Ontology annotation, molecular function: transmembrane signaling receptor activity. The coding region runs from base 1 to 2442 and encodes 813 amino acids. Lineage: Eukaryota; Metazoa; Chordata; Actinopteri; Siluriformes; Ariidae. The record is from RefSeq and is a predicted model, not a curated record. Gene Ontology annotation, biological process: cell surface receptor signaling pathway. The transcript is spliced from 16 exons.
AUGGAGCUCAGUCCACUCCCGGUGAUGCUCUUGCUGGUUUCACUGAUACCAGUGGCCCAUGUUCAAGGGAGAGUUAAAGCUGUGGUGUCCAUUCAGCCUGAUGCACAUGUGUUCAUUGGAGAGCAUGUUACUCUCAGAUGUGACACACAGGGAGGAGGAGACACUCAGCGGCCAUACAGCUGGUAUAAGAAUAAUAAUAGCCUCUACACAGCUGGAGGAUCUAUAACCUCAAAGGAGUUAAAUAUCUGGUAUGUUGGUGACUCUGACGGUGGUUCCUACACCUGCAGAGGACAGGAUUCAGAGAUCAGUGAUGCUGGUACACUGACUGUAUCAGAGAGACCACUGCCAGUACUGAGUGUAUCUCCACAGAGCUGGCUGACUGAAGGAGACUCAGUGACUCUAAGCUGUGAGGUUACAGGCUCCUCUACAGACUGGACAUUCAGCUGGUACACAACUGUUCUCUCCAGAUCCGGAUUAACUCAAAUAACAAAUAGUCGUGGCUAUAACAUGUCUGUGGAGCUCCUCUCAGACAGCAGCAGAGGAUCUGGAGGCAAAUACACUCUCAGUCCUGCUGCUCUGAAUCACACAGGAGUUUAUAUGUGCAGAGGAGAGAGAGGAGAACCAGCCUUUCACACACAGUACAGCAAUCCACAGCCUCUAUGGAUCACUGGUGAAUCUCCUCCAGUCUCUCUGAUCAUCAAUCCCAACAGAACUCAACACUUUACUUCUGACUCUCUCUCACUGAGCUGUAACUCUACUGACCAGAGUCGUUCUACUGGAUGGACAGUGAGACGAUACACACACAGUGAGGGAGUGUUAGAUUGUUCUCCAUGUAAAAUCAGCUCCCUCUCCACAUCCUACACUGGAGUUUACUGGUGUCACUCUGAAUCUGGAGAAAACAGGAAUCCUGUUAACAUCACAGUGCAGGAUGGUGCUGUGAUCCUGGAGAGUCCUGUCCAUCCUGUGACUGAGGGACAUCCUCUGACUCUACACUGUUUAUAUCGAAACCCAAAGCCCUCAAACCUCCGAGCUGAUUUCUAUAAAGAUGGAUCAGUCCUCCAGACACAGACUACAGGAGAGAUGAUCAUCCAUAAUGUCUCAAAGUCACAUGAAGGUUUCUACCACUGUAAACACCCAGAGAGAGGAGAGUCACUGAAAAGCUGGGUCUCCGUCAGACUGCUGGUUUCACUGAUACCAGUGGCCCAUGUUCAAGGGGGAGUUAAAGCUGUGGUGUCCAUUCAGCCUGAUACACAUGUGUUCAUUAGAGAGGAUGUUACUCUCAGAUGUGACACACAGGGAGGAGGAGACACUCAGCGGCCAUACAGCUGGUAUAAGAACAAUAAUAGACUCUACACAGCCGGAGGAACAAAGGAGUUCAAUAUCUGGUCUGUUGGUGACUCUGUCGGUGGUUCCUACACCUGCAGAGGACAGGAUUCAGAGAUCAGUGAUGCUGUUACACUGACUGUAUCAGGUCAGUCUGUGGGGGUUUUAGUGAAUCCUCAGAGCUCCGUCUACACUGGAGACACCAUCACUCUGAGCUGUGAGCUGCAGCAGGGGGCUGGAUGGAGGUUUCUCUGGGUCAAAAAUUAUCAGUAUCUGAACACUGGAGCGACAAACACCAACACACUCAAUGUGACAGUUGAUACUGAAACCGUGUAUCAGUGUAUCGCACGCAGGCGUAACGCAUGGGCAAACACAAACUACGAUACAGACUACAGUAAUGAAGUCAGGAUUACAGCAAGAGAAAAACCCAAACUGACUCUGAGCGUGAAUCCUCAGAGCUCUGUCUACACUGGAGACACCAUCACUCUGAGCUGUGAGCUGCAGCAGGAGACUAGAUGGAAGUUUCUCUGGUACAAAAAGAAUCCGAAUUCGCAGUUUGUGAACAUUGGAGCUACAGACACCAACACACUCAGAGUGACAGUUGAUACUGCAGGAGAAACCGUGUAUCUGUGUGGAGCACACAGGCGUAACGCACGGACAAACACAGACUACUACACAGCCUACAGUGAUGAAGUCAGCAUUACAGUAAGAGUCCCAGGAUUUAGAUCCAGUGGUGGAACAGUAGGAGUGGCUGUGGGUUUGGGAUUUUUGUUCAUCGCGUUACUGAUCUUAAUGAUCCUGCUGUGGUCCUACAAAAGAAAGAAAGAAAAGCAGCAGAAAACCAAUCAGACAUCAGAUCAGAAUCAGAGGCGGUCAGGAGCUGAAGAGACUCAGGCAGGAUAUACACCACUUCAGGCUGGAAAUGAACACAUUUAUGACACUGUGACUCAGGCAGAUACGAGUGGAACAGGUGCUGAUGCUGAACAAGGUGCAGGUGUUGGUGAUGUGACUUAUGCUGAGAUUGAACUAAAACAAACAAAAAAACUGAAGAAAGUAAAAGAGAAAGCCAGUCUGGGUGAUGAUACUGUAUACUCAGAGCUUCAACAGAACAGGAAGUGAGCUGAGUCUGUGCACGCUGACGAAGUGACAGUCAUCAAACAGAUCAUUGGAAAACUCAAUUGUGUCUGUCUUCUGUUUCUUCCUAAAAUGCUCAGCUGUUAGCUUUAAACUGCUGUUGUUAUGGUCUAAGCUUGGAUGAUGCCAAACUUGCCGGCAAUUUUGAGAACUUGCUCAUAUCAACCAUGCUCUGAUGAACCUGCAGAAGCCAAAACAUCAGGCUCUUACUGGAGACAUGUGUAAAUAACAGAGGUUCAGGCCAUGGAUCAAGGCAGUCUGAAGAGUUUAAUGCCCUAGCAUCCCAUCAAUGGGCUUACUUGCUCUUAUUAGGGUGAAAUCCCAGGAGAGUGUGACUUGCCUAAGAAGCUUUACUGACCAAAGAGGUUCUUCAUUCAGUUGCGAUUUGUUUUCUGAGGCCCAACCCCAGGAAACCACAGAAGGUGGCUGAACAGAUAUUAUUUGAGCAAUUCAUUACCCAUCUUUUAUGCUAAGUUUGUCAUUGUAUAGGUGCUUGUGCAGUAUCUGGACUUCCAGUUGGGCCAUGGAAAAGGGCAGCCUGCCUACAACUGGGGACCAUUUUGCCCAACAUGGUGUAAUGGGAUGACUGUUCAGUACAGCAGCACUAAAAAGGAAUGUUUGACUGGAUUUAACUGCACAGCUAUGCAAAAUGAAAGGCUAAACUAAAUAUGUCAAAGCUUCAAUGAACAGAACCUUUUCUUGAACUACUAAUGUCACCUUGAUGUAUAAAGACUCUCGUAACUUCUAGACUUAACUAUUGCAUACAGUAUAAAUAACUGGCUGUGGUGUUGUCUCUUUUAGAAAGCCUCAGCUAGUCCUUAUGAGAAAAGAACAAAGUGAGCAUAUUAUUCCAUUCUUAAUCUAGUUUGGCAAGAUUUUAAAUUCUACAAUGACUACAAAGUUGUUUCACUUUGGCAUACCUUCUUCAGAGACUCAGAUUGUUGGCGCGCCCGUGUCCAAGACGCACUAUUUAGAAUAAUGAACGCACUGUCAAGAGGGGCAGGGGCCAAUAUGGACGCGAGCAUUUUAUACCCUAUUUGGAACGUUUCGUGGCGUAUUACCAGUGUAGGAAAUGGGUGCCCGCCCCACCGCCCGUCGCGGUCAGUUUGCAGCAAGGGCGGAAUGAAUUUAUAAGUUGCCAGCCCCACGGGCGGUCCCUCUUUGAGGGGGUUCAUUGUUCUCUCGAUAUUUCAUCAUAUUGAAGGACUUUUCAAGACAUUUUUCACUAGAUUCUGUUGGUUUGUUUACUGACGUGGGUGCGGCCAUAUUGUUUUCGCUUAGAAAUGAAACGAGCGCUCUGAUUGGCUGUUGCUUCGGAGGUACAGCCAAUCAGAGAGCUUGAUACACACAGCUCAGUGAAAUCCACCCCAAGUCACAUCUAUGUCUGUGACUUUGAAAACCAGCAUCCUACCAUGAGUUUUGUCAAAAUAUCACAGAAAAUUGAUUGUUAAUUGUUCCAAAUAUCUGAAAAUGUUGUAUGACUAUCUUGGGAUAAAACCACCUGAACCAAAGACUUCUCAAAAACGAAAACAAACUGAAGAGAGAAAGAAAGCACAACAAAAAUAUGAUAAAGAUAAGAGAAGGAGAACUGUUGUGGGCAGUUGGAAGCAAGGAGUUUGACUGGCUGGUAUCUGAUGACAAACAAACUAUCUACUGUAAGGUGUGUAGAGCUGCAUAUGGGCCCUUGUCUAAACGAAAAACCCCAGAUAGACUUCGGAAAUAUGCCAAUGGAGCUUUUGUCACUGGUUCUAUCAAUCUGAAGCAUGAUGGUUUGGCUGAUCUCAAGCAACAUAGGUCACAUAUACAUUUAAUAUACAUAAACACCAGUAAUAAAUCAUAAAACUAAAUUGAAUAUAUGACAUUACAUGCAUGAUACAACAUUACAUGCAUUGCCUCUUUUACAAUCUUUCGAAAAUUAUGCGAUAUUACGGCAGAUUAUAGUUGAAAUUGGGGCAGGCAACUUUUGAGCAGGGCAGACAACUUUUCAGAGUUGCCUGCCCUGUGGUCUGGCUGAUAUUUUCCAUGAAUUUCCUACACUGGUAUUACUUGACUUCAUGGUCUCAAUAUCGAAAAUCUUGCACAAAUAUGCAACUUCCAACAUAAUUAUCUGGAUAUUCAACAGAUUUCAGCAUCGGAUGAAUUUGUUUUGACCGCCGCCAUAUUGAAUAUACGUCGGACCCGUUCGUGUAUUUACGCCGCCCCGUUUGUAGCGUCCCAAGCGAGUAAAACCUGAUCCAAGUCUUUCGCUAGGUGGCGUCUUACAGUGUAUGUACAAAUAUUUGAAAGAGACAAGAAAGCAUGGAUAAAAAAGAAAAAUACAUCUAUUUUGUCAUUCUUCAGCAGAGAGUACAUUCACCUGAAAAACCUGAUACCCCUGAUACCCAAGGUAAUUAGUCAUACUAGAUUUACAACUGUUGUAUCAUUAGUAUCAGACAUAAUUAAUUUUCAAACUUCAUAGCCUGAAUUUGAACCCAGGAUUGAAGAUUCAGCAUCCCAUCUGAUUCUCUGAAAUUAGAAGUAGAGAUGAUUAGAGACAAGCAGAAUUAGACCGUCACAGCAUGCAAAAAACAAACCCAUUCUUGUGCUAUAAUUUACAAGGAGGAGAUAAUACUCAUCUCAUUAUCUCUAGCCGCUUUAUCCUUCUACAGGGUCGCAGGCAAGCUGGAGCCUAUCCCAGCUGACUAUGGGCGAAAGGCGGGGUACACCCUGGACAAGUCGCCAGGUCAUCACAGGGCUGACACAAAGACACAGACAACCAUUCACACUCACAUUCACACCUACGGUCAAUUUAGAGUCACCAGUUAACCUAACCUGCAUGUCUUUGGACUGUGGGGGAA